CGAGGGAGGGGGCGGCCAACCCGGCGGGGGAUUUCUCACCUUUGCCGAGUUUGGCCGGCCCCAGACACGCGGUAGAAAAGUUCUGCAUGCAGGAAGUUUGGAGGCAGCUCGGAGAGUAACUCAGCAGCUGCGGCUGCUGUUUCGGGUGGUGGUGUUUUUUGUUUUGGGGUUUCUUUUGUGUGUGUCUUCUUGUUGUUUCUUCCCCCCCCACUCCCUACAAAUCCCUCAAACACACAAGCAGCCCGCAACAACAACAAACUAAAGUUCGGGAACGGGGAAAGAACACGAGAAAAGGAAGCACCCUCGGUGGGAAGAGCCGGCUUCUCUGCAGAGACGCGGUCCCGUUCCCAGCCGAUCCCAAUGCAACUGCUCAUCUUCCUCCUCCUCCUCUACGCUGUCGUCUGUGCGAACUUUUGCAGCCGUCAGGGCACCACUGCCCCUGCCCAGAGCGGAUCUAUAAAAGCCUUGCGAUCCUCGAAUAUCAGGCGAGAUGAGAGCAAUCACCUCACAGACUUGUACCGAAAAGAAGAGACCAUCAGCGUGGCAGGGAACGGCUGCAUCCACAGUCCACGCUUCCCCAGCAGUUACCCCAGGAACCUCUUGCUGACAUGGCGGCUCCACUCUGCAGAGAGGACAAGGAUCCAGCUGGCUUUUGAUAAUCAGUUUGGACUGGAGGAGCCCGAAAAUGAGAUCUGCAGGUAUGACUUUGUGGAAGUGGAAGAUAUAUCAGAGACCAGCACAGUUAUACGAGGACGGUGGUGUGGACACAAGGAAGUACCUCCAAGAAUAACAUCAAGAACAAAUCAGAUAAAGAUAACCUUCAAAUCCGAUGACUACUUUGUGGCUAAACCUGGAUUCAAGAUUUGUUACUCCCUUGUGGAUGAUUUCCAGCAUGCAGCCUCAGAAACCAACUGGGAGUCAGUCACAAGCUCUUUCUCAGGGGUAUCCUAUCCCUCUCCAUCAGUGACUGACCCUACGCUCACGGCAGAAGCUCUGGAUCAAACCAUCGCAGCAUUUGACACGGUGGAGGAUCUGCUGAAACACUUUAACCCUGACUCCUGGCAAGAAGAUCUUGAGAAUUUGUACACAGACAGUGGCCACCAUUAUCGAGGCAGGAGCUACCAUGACAGGAAGUCCAAAGUUGACCUGGACAGGUUGAAUGAUGAUGUGAAACGUUACAGCUGCACCCCGAGAAACUACUCUGUCAAUUUAAGGGAGGAACUGAAGCUGACAAAUGUAGUUUUCUUCCCCCGCUGCCUCCUUGUCCAGCGCUGUGGAGGAAACUGUGGCUGUGGGACUUCAAACUGGAAAUCCUGCACAUGCAUGUCAGGGAAAACAGUGAAAAAGUAUCAUGAGGUGCUGAAAUUCAUCCCUGAGGCUGGGCAUCCCAGAAGAAAAGGCAGAACCAGGAACAACAUGGCCUUAAUAGAUAUACAGCUGGAUCACCAUGAGCGUUGUGAUUGUAUCUGCAGUUCAAGACCACCCCGAUAGAUACAUACAUACAUACAUACAUGCAUACAUACAUACAUACAUACAUACAUACAUACAUAAAAGAAAAAAACAGGACACACUGAUUGCAGCUUACCAGAUGUUUACUUUUAAGCAGGAUUGUUCUGAGGACCUUUACUCACUAAUAAUUUGAACUUUGCUACUAGCCUGCCUUUGCAAUUAGCAAAAAUGAUUGCUGUGUUUCAGCAUAGCUGUGCUGAUUAGUGCCAUGGCAGCUGAACAGGUAUAUCGUAGAUUUAUGUAUCAGCAUCCAAGAAUAUAGGAUUAUGGUUAUCUGUAGCUAGAUUCUGAGGGUUGAGAUUUUCAAAGCUCACUUAUAGUGAGCUUUAGGCACCAUGCCCACUGAAGUGAAACACCAGUUGUAUAGGUAUUUGUGGUAUCUGGCAAUGAAAUAGUGUGGCAUUUGUGUUUCUCACUUACCAGUUCCUACACUCAAAUUUUGCUGCCAUUUUUACCUGCUCAGCUCUCCUAACAAUAAGCAGGGUUUUGUGAAUAUAAGUGAAGAGAGAAUUUGAGCCUGUAUGAGUGUAAAAUGGUUUGUCCCACUCCGAGAGGGAACUGCCCAGCAUUCUAGCCCAACAGAGUGAGCUAUAACGAGGAGAAUCCAUCAAUACAUGAAAUAACAUGCCACUAAAAUGAAAUCUCAUUGUUUGUACUUGAGCAAAUUGUGUGCUGAAAAGAGUAGAUGCAUUGCAUAAGCUGGGACACUGGUGGAGAUCAGGGGGUGCAGAGGCUGGUACUUUUGCCAUGGUGACUCCAUUAGAGCCAUCACCUGGGUGCUUCUGCAAGAGGGGGCUCCUGCCAGCUCCCCAGGCAAAUUCCUGUGGCCUGGGGCUGAUUCUGGUCUCUACCUACCUGGACUGGACUCCUGUCCCUUGCUCAGAGCUGCCCACAGUUGCCCAGUAGGAGCCUCCUCUACAUGAAAAGGGAGAGACAGCAUCCCUGUUGUAUCCUCGCUGUGGUUUGAGGAGUGCCGUGUUUCCCCAUGCAGGCGAUGAAGAUAAGGCACUUGUUUGUUGAAAAUAUUGAUUUGUUUUGCAGUUGUGUUACUGCAAAACAAAAUUGUGCUUGAGAUUUAAUUAUCAUUAUUUGGUUUGGGGUUUGUUUGUUUGUUUUAAAUAUGGAUUAUUAUAGCUUUGUCAUAUAUGCAUUAAUCUUAGUUAUCUGAGGUUAGUUGUCUCAUUUCAGCUCUGUGUAUUGCCAUGGUUAAGCUGUUGACGGUGAAUUUCAUUUGAUUGCAUUUUGCUGAAGCAUAUUAACUCAUUAAGCAAUGUCUGUCUGUCAUGGAAAACGUGCAUCAUUUAUUAACUUCCAGAAGAAUAUUAUUAAACACCACCUCAUAAUAAAAUAAGCAUUUUAAAAGCUGCGGCAUAGCUUCCUGUACCUUUUAAAAUAUUAUGAAGUGCUGUAGCUGAAAAAGGAAAAAAAGAUCCUUCCAAACUAGUAUUAAAGAUUUUUUAAUGCUGCUCCUGAAGUGUAAAAUUCAGGCAGAUUUAAGUCUGGCAAGGAAAUGGAGUUUUGAUCAUAAAUAUAACAGAAGGAACGGGGCAGCAUGUUUAAUGACAAGACAUUGAUUAAUCUUGUUCAUGUUGCCACUUGUAUUUCUGUCUCUCUGAAAGAGUGAAGUAGGUUGACAAUAGUGUGUUAUAAUUAGUGGAAACAGGCAUGUGCUAUAGUAUAAUAUAGAGAGCCUUCAAGCCAGUAUGUUUUAGCAACGUACAGUUUUGUUACAAAAAUGCCCUAAUGUUCUGACCCUCUUCAGCAGCUCAAGUAUUUUAUAAGUACUCUUUUAUAAUUUUAGCAAAACUUUACUGAAUCAUCCCUUCAAAAUGUUGUGUUACUUUUAUUCCUGUGCUUUAACCUUUGAGAUUCAGUAAGUGUGGGGUUUUAUUAUUUAUAUUAAUUUUUUCCUCUCUGGCUCCAAGAUGUCUAUUUAAAAAUGCUCCUGGAUGCUGACUUGGGAAGUGAUUCAUCUUUUUUCAAAGCAAUUCUCAUUAAAACAACAGCACGUAACCAAAGAUGGCCAGCUUUGUUUCAUAGUUUAGGGCUAUUUAAAGAAGAUUUGAUUCUUUUUCUGGCUCUAGCUUCACAACAAGAAUGACCCAGCCCUUACGUAAUUUUUAGCUAAUUUUGGAAGAAAUUUGCGUGCAAGACCUUAGCAGUACUGAUUGUUUUUGAGGCAGUGCACUCUGAUGUAUAUUCCUGAGUUAUGUCCAAAUUAUAUCUAAGCACUCUGGCCUCGUAGUUAGCAUUGGCUGUAGGAAGCAGCAGUUUCACAUGGCUUUGAGUGGUCCUUUUAAUUCCCACCGCCCAAGGGAAGGUAUGCAACAGACAUUCCCUGUGUCUGACACCUUCCACCCACCUCUGCUGGCCCAAUCUCCACCCCAACAGCCAUGUGUUGGGAGGGGUAUUUGUGCCUCCGAGUUUGGGGGAUCCAGCCUUGUCUGGGAGUCUGAUUUACCUCUAGAGGCAACUGGGAGAGAGAGAGGCUCUUCCAAAGUGUGCCUUAGCCCCAGAAUUGAAAUUGCCCAGUGUGGGAACUAUUUUUUCUCUCUUUUGGCUAUGUAGAAAAAUCAGAAAUAUGAUUUGGACAUCUAAGUGAUGUACACAAAGGUAGAUGGUGUGAAUACUUGCUUUAAAGACUGAACAGCUGAUAGUUUAGCUAACUGAAUUAGGUACAGGCAGCAGUGGAUGUCAGAGUCCAGCAGAAAAAUUCAGCUGUAAAGUAAAAAGAGGCUAAUGUAACAGGUAUUAUCCUCUUGCUAAUGGUGGGCUUGCUUUCUUAAAUAUAGGUUAAUCUUGUCACAAAUAUAAAGUAUUACUCCUGGGACACAUUCACUGCUUCAUGCUGCCAUCUGGCAUGCAGACGGCAUGUUCCCAGCCAGUGCAGGACAGUCAAGGAUGGGCUUUAUGUUACACUGUGGGGAUCAUAACCCAUAUUUGAACUAAGAAAAACUUCCAAAAGCCUGAGUCCCAACCUACAAUUAUCUUGGUGAAACAAAAUGCCAGCAAAACUUUGUAUUUAUUAGCAGAAAUUGCAGAGAUGUUUUUCUAUACCUUUUUUUCCCUCAUUUGUCUUUUUAAUAAUUGUUAUGUUGUUUACCUACUAUUUUAACUUAAAAAGCAAAGAAGCUAAAAAACCCUAAACCUGAUGUUUUGUAUUGGUGGAAUUGACACCUGCAAAAUAAAUAUAAAUUCAAAGGAAGUUCAGAAAGAUUCCUAAUUUCAAACCACUCACUGGCUUUUUAUUUACUGUAUUCUUCUGGGAUAGAGCCUACUUUCUCAAGUGCAAUCUCUGUAUAUUUUUUGUUGUUGUUGUUGUUGUUAUUGCUAUCUCAGUUAAAUGCAGCUUUUCUAGCAGUAUUUUUUACAUUAUGCAGUAUGUUAUGUGUCUUAUCUUGAUGAAAAAAUAAAUACUGCUUUUAAAAGAA
This is a messenger RNA of Apus apus (common swift), 4940 nucleotides long. RefSeq names its product platelet derived growth factor D (gene PDGFD). The transcript is spliced from 7 exons. Gene Ontology annotation, cellular component: membrane. The record is from RefSeq and is a predicted model, not a curated record. Gene Ontology annotation, molecular function: growth factor activity; platelet-derived growth factor receptor binding. Gene Ontology annotation, biological process: positive regulation of phosphatidylinositol 3-kinase/protein kinase B signal transduction; positive regulation of MAP kinase activity; positive regulation of cell migration. The coding region runs from base 361 to 1491 and encodes 376 amino acids. Lineage: Eukaryota; Metazoa; Chordata; Aves; Apodiformes; Apodidae.